Caenorhabditis elegans is the source of this 1216-nucleotide messenger RNA. It is a transcript of the gene F26D11.2, whose product is annotated as Coiled-coil domain-containing protein 137. The transcript is spliced from 6 exons. The record is from RefSeq and is marked reviewed. Bases 62 to 1216 code for a protein of 384 amino acids. Lineage: Eukaryota; Metazoa; Nematoda; Chromadorea; Rhabditida; Rhabditidae.
AUUCCGCUCAUUUUCUUUCUUGUCAUCCAUCAACGUUUUUAUUUUCGCACUGAGACAAUUCAUGAGGCUGGACGCUGUCGCUUUUCUUAUUUUCCUAGUUCCACUAGGACUUUGUGAUGGAUUUCAGCCUGUGUUUAGUAAGAUCAGUGUACGGAAGAGUGAUCAGAGAUUGAUGUCAACUACAGAAGAUCCUGAUGCAUACAGCAAUUACGAUCCAUUUGAUCUUGAUGAUGCUUCAUUUUUUUCCGAUCUCUCCAACUCAUCGAAACGUAUCAAACUCCAGUUGGAAACUGCUCAAUUCAUUCAAAAAUUCGGAGCUCAGGAACUUUUGAACAUUAUCUUGCAUAAAGUUCAAAACGUGAACUUACCACAAAAUUCAAAAGGAGCGAUCAAUGAUUUUCUGGAUUUUGUGGAAGAUCUGAUCUACAGUAAUGCAGCUGAAAGAAUUGAGAAGAAACUUCAGUCGGAUUUAACGGGAUCAAAUGCUCAGAAAGCAAAUAAAAUUCAUAUGGGAGAAGCUACGAAAACGGUUUCCAAGGAAAGAAUAGAAUACGGUGAUGAGAAGGAUCACAGAAGAAGAGAUGCUCCAGCAUUGUCUCAAAAUUCUGUACUUAUUGAGGAAGAUGAUAAUUAUCCAGCUGUUCGCCAACCAUUGGAGCCAACUAAGAUGAUGUUCAUGUCACAUAGUGAGCCAAAUUUUCUAAGGGGCGAUUAUACGAUUGGACGAGAAAUUAAAAGAUCUCCCACAAAACUGAGAAGGAGAUCAAGAUUGACAAAAGCCCAAUUAGAAACGGCAAUUAAAAAUGCAGAGAAAGAAGCUCGGAUAGCGGAGAUGGAGAAAAUCUUAAAGCGACGAAAAGCUCAACUCAAAGAACGUAGAAGCGCAAGAAAACAGCGAGAACUGGCAAUGAAAAAAAGAAGAGAAUCGAGAAAACUUAGAAUUACAAAAAUUCAAGAUGAUAGUAGAAGUGUGAGAAGAAGCCCAGUUGGAAGAGUUACAUUUAACGAAAAGAUGUUCCAACUUCUCGAAGAGUACGGUAUUAAAUCAUUCCGAGUUGAAACAGCUGACUACACUGUUCGUGCUUUUGCUGACCCAGAGAAGACCCGUUUUUCAUCAAUAAAUCUACUUGAUGUUCCCAUGUACAACGACGCUAUCCUUAAAAAACCAGAGAGACCUGCAUUCAUAUAUAGUGUAAGCACUCAAUUUUGUUUGUAG